AACAUAACAGAAGUAACCCGCGUCUCUAGCGCCCCCAGGCCGUUAGAAAUGGAGGUAAUGCUGCAAACUCCAAAGAGGCUCUCUGUUAAUGCGAAGAAAAAGAAAACUCUCCCUCUUGGCCAGCUGCAGGAGGAAACACGCAGGUCCACUAAAGUCCCUCAUCAUCUUCUGGAAACUAGGAGUUUUGCCAAGGUUAAGAGCAAUAAUGUUGUUGAGGCUGAACCAUCAGAGCUGCAUUUUAGUGGGUUCGAGGUGGGAAAGGAUUACAAAAAAGUUGUGAGACUGAUUAAUAUUUCUUCUGAGGUGAUCCACAUCCACAUACUUCCUACCCAAACUAAGUACUUUGAAACUGAAUAUACGCAAAAGAGUCGGCUAGUUCCAGGACUUGCUCACACUGUGACUGUGCACUUCAGUCCAGAUGAGUGGCGUUACUUUUUUGACAGCAUCAGGAUCCAUUGCAAGGGGGAAGAGACCUUGCAGGUUCCUAUUCAUGCUUAUCCAGUUAUUGAUGAUCUUAAUAUUCCACCUUACAUAAACCUGUUUCCUGUGCCACUGGGAAAAAGGUCCACAUGUGUGAUUCCUCUGAGUUGCAGUUGUCCCGUAGACUUUGAGUUCCAGGUGUACUGCUUGAAGUCUCAUGAAGCAUUUACUAUAAGUCCUUUGUCAGGAAUCAUCCCAGCAAAAGGGAAGACAGAUUUAUCAGUAACAUUCACACCACAGCAGUAUGGAACAGCUGAAAUCACUCUACAGCUGGUCAUCUCUCAGUUCAACUCAAAACCCUUCAUCUGCACAUUAACAGCAUCAUGCUCUCCUAAUCUGAUUAUAAACCAACAGAGAGAAAAAGAAAAGAAUGCUGAAACUGUUAAAAACAUACAGACAGAAGGGGUUGUGUAUCUUGUUGAUCCUAAGCAAAAAGUUAAAGUGACACCACCAAGGAUGGAGAAGCACACUAAGAAGAUAAAAUCAGACCCAUAUACACAGAGUUCUGAUGUGGAUAUUUUCAGCCAUUCUAGACUUGCUAAAAUGUUGAUUCAACACCAGGACAAAAUGAGCUACAAGGAUCUCAGACAGGCCAUGUCCCAUACCAAGACUGCGCACCUGACAAGAGAGAUGAAAGAGGCUGCAUUUGAAAAUCAAAUUCAAGGAAAUGUUCAAAAAGACAGAGCUAAUCAUCUUCAAUGGCAGGUGCAGUUAGGUGAUGAUUUUUUCUCAGCAGAACAGAAAAUAAAGAUUCUGAAGAAACAGGAAGUUGCAGCUUCUGAGUACAUGAUGAAAAAAGACAUUGGUGGCAGAGAGAUAAAUAUUGCCCAGACUACAAAACUAUCAUCUCGUCGUGUUGUGCGUUGCUCAGGACAGUGGCCUGAUUCCACUCCUGUGUUCAACAUUUAUGGUAGUGGCCAACUGGAGGUCAGAAGGCGUGUGCUUAGGCUCUUCCAACAAAUUGUUCGUAAGAUUAUUCUGCGUAUUCGUAUGGAUAAGAGACUACUUCUAUUGCGAGAAAAAGGUUCCAUUGCAAAGUUGCAAGUUGGAGAAGGAAAAGACAAUGGUGAGAGAAAUAAGAAUAUUGUGGAGAAAAAAAAAAUACAUCAGUUACCAGAAAAGCUGCUGCGUUUGACAUCACCCAUCUUUCCAUCUCCAAACCACCCGGAGGAACUUACAAGUAAGAUGAUUGGAAAAGUUCACGUGGGGCUGAUUGAAGAAGAUUUGACUUGGACCGUUCCAUAUUUUAAUCUAAAGGUUCCUCAGCAGUUUAAGUUGAUGGGCUAUCAGGAAGUAAACGUGUACGAUUCCAAAGCCUUUUGUACCCAAAACCAAAAGCUUAGGCUGUUGCGCACAGGAGCACAGAAUGAACUCCUGCCCAUGAUGAUGUUUCCUGAUUUAAAUACCUGCAAGGAGGAGCAGCCACAUGAAGAAAAGAGAGCAAAGCCAGACCUCAACCCUGCGCUCAGUUUCAAAACUCCUCAUAAUGUGUUACAUCCAAAAAAUGUCCACCCUCUUAGGAUCUUUAACCCUGCCCCAGGUGUGUGUGCCUUCAAACCAACUCCUUCAUAUCUGGAGAGUGACCCAGAGUUCCACCUUUGUCCACUUACAAGACACAUCAUCUGCAGUGAUCACGUUGUGGAAGACCAUAACAAUAGCACUCCAAAGAAGUUUUUAGACAGAGAGGACAUUAUAAAAGGGACCAUGCUUUGGAAGGAGUUUUCCUGCCUGGAAUUGAAUACUGUUUCCUUUGUUCCAGCACAAACAAGCAGUCAGAGCCCACGAAUGUGUGAUCCUUUCAGUGAUUUGCUGCUGCCCCUGGAAGCCCCAUCAUCAAUGAAAGACCUUCCUGAAAACAUGAGAGAAGAAAUUUCAUUUGAAAAGGCUGAAGGUUUAGAAGUCAGUCUUAAUCCUGACAUGGUUCAAGCUAAGUUUGAUGCCUUGGAAAUGUCACUAUCUAAAACACUGACAGAAGAUUCCAUUAAGGAUGACAGAGAAGCACAUGAAAAGCCAAUGGAAUCAAGUUUAAAAUCACAAGCCAACAAACUGGGGUCCAAAGUCUUAGCACGGAUGAAACUCAUGAAAUCUUUGAGCUGCCAUAGACUUUAAUCUGCCAUAGACAUACAGUAUCAUUGUGACCAAUUAUAGCUUAUUUCUGUGUAGUAUAAUUUGGGUUAACAAUAAAUCAAGUGAUCAAAUAAAAACACAUAAUCAAAUA
Messenger RNA from Clarias gariepinus (North African catfish), 2698 nucleotides. It is a transcript of the gene cfap221, whose product is annotated as cilia and flagella associated protein 221. Gene Ontology annotation, cellular component: cilium. The transcript has 25 exons. Gene Ontology annotation, biological process: cilium movement; cilium assembly. Bases 49 to 2589 code for a protein of 846 amino acids. The record is from RefSeq and is a predicted model, not a curated record. Lineage: Eukaryota; Metazoa; Chordata; Actinopteri; Siluriformes; Clariidae.